AUCAGACCUACACACCCACCUCCAGACACACUCGCAUUUCUCAUUUCUUACUUCUAGUCUAAAUUAGAUAGCGAGACGCGUUGUCGGAGCUCACACAUCGCAUAGAAUUAGUUUCGAGUACUAGCUCUAGUUAAGCAAUAAAUCUGAAAAUUCAACAUGGACUCCCCUCCAGAUCCAGCGAGCGACCCGGGCAACAGCGCCUCGGAGCCGGCUACCCCGGUCAGGGAAACCCCGGUAAACCUGGAGACUCUCCGGAAAGCGGACCAUCCAGCCCCGGUUCGAAGGCAGACCUGUUCGAGCACCAACAGAGGUAUCUCAGUAACAAAGAAGACACAUACCUCUCAAAUCGAAAUAAUUCCCUGCAAGAUCUGUGGAGACAAAUCAUCAGGCAUCCAUUACGGCGUGAUAACAUGUGAAGGCUGUAAGGGCUUCUUCAGGAGGAGUCAGCAGAGCAAUGCAGCGUACUCAUGCCCCCGUCAGAAGAACUGCCUGAUCGACCGCACCAGCCGCAACCGCUGCCAGCACUGCCGGCUGCAGAAGUGCCUGGCAGUGGGCAUGUCCAGAGAUGCGGUGAAGUUCGGCCGCAUGUCAAAGAAGCAGCGAGACAGCCUGUACGCUGAGGUCCAGAAGCACCGGCUGCAGCAGCAGCAGCGCGACCACCAACAACAGCCGGGUGAGGCGGAGCCACUCACACCCAGCUAUGGCCUCUCAGCCAAUGGCCUCACGGAGCUCCAUGACGACCUCAGCGGCUACAUGGACGGUCACACCCCCGAUGGCAGCAAACCAGACUCGGCGGUCAGCAGCUUCUAUCUAGACAUCCAGCCAUCUCCUGACCAGUCAGGCCUGGACAUCAACGGCAUCAAACCAGAGCCCAUCUGCGACUUUGCCCCUGGCUCUGGCUUCUUCCCUUACUGCUCCUUCACCAACGGAGAAACCUCCCCCACCGUGUCCAUGGCUGAACUAGAGCAUCUGGCCCAGAACAUCUCUAAGUCACACAUGGAGACAUGUCAGUACCUGAGGGAGGAGUUACAGCAGAUGACCUGGCAGGCCUUCCUGCAGGAGGAGGUGGAGAGCUACCAGAACAAGCCCCGGGAAGUCAUGUGGCAGCUGUGUGCUAUCAAAAUAACAGAGGCCAUUCAGUAUGUGGUGGAGUUUGCCAAGCGCAUCGACGGCUUCAUGGAGCUCUGUCAGAAUGAUCAGAUAGUGCUGCUGAAAGCAGGCUCUUUGGAAGUCGUGUUUGUCAGAAUGUGCCGUGCCUUUGACUCGCAAAACAACACAGUCUAUUUUGAUGGAAAGUAUGCCGGACCUGAUGUGUUCAAGUCAUUAGGCUGUGACGACUUGAUCAGCUCCGUCUUCGAGUUUGGGAAAAACUUGUGUUCUAUGCACCUGUCUGAGGAUGAGAUCGCCCUGUUCUCCGCCUUUGUGUUGAUGUCUGCUGACCGGUCUUGGCUCCAGGAGAAGGUGAAGGUGGAAAAACUCCAGCAGAAGAUCCAGCUGGCUCUCCAGCAUGUCUUGCAGAAGAACCACAGAGAGGAUGGUAUACUUACAAAGUUGAUAUGCAAAGUGUCGACACUGCGAGCGCUGUGCAGUAGGCAUACAGAGAAGCUCACAGCUUUCAAAGCAAUAUACCCAGACAUUGUGCGUGCCCACUUCCCCCCCUUAUACAAGGAGCUGUUCGGAUCAGACUUUGAGCAGUCCAUGCCCGUUGACGGGUAGCAGCCCUGCCAGGUGCCAGUGUGCCCACCGUAGGGGAAUGUGGAGGAGGAAUCUGAGACACUUUAUUGGUGCCCUGCACAAACCAGAGCGGACAGAUGGCACGCUGUUCAACUUCUUCUUUUACAUCGGACGGGAGGGCUUAGGGAGUUGAUUCUCAAGGUUUACUUUAUUGAAUUUAGUUCUCUGUCUGGAAGACUUGUGAGACCCGACAGCACGUGGGACAUGAAGAGGAGAUGGGGACAAAUCAAUUCUGUCUGGCUGAACUUAACCCUUUUAUUGCACAUUUCAAAAUUUAAGCCAGUGGAUAUUUUAUUAAUUUUUUUUUUUUUAUUGUCAACAGUAUUUAUUGCAUCCCCCUGGUUUUGAUUUGUCCAUACAUCCGACUCACAAUUGAAUACACAAAAGCACAAGUCAGUUUUGGAUAGUACUAAUAACCCUACCAAUUCAGAUUGAACAUUUUUGUAUUCCAAACGUUUAAUUGGCUUAACCCUAUCGACUACACUCUACGCCAGAAUCAAAACAACAAACUCCUAAAGUGUGCACAUUUUGGUCAAGUUCAGCCAUGUUCUUUUCUCUUGUGUUCAGCUGUAUCUUUUUGGACAAAGUUCCUGGAAUGAAAAACUCACAGCAACUUUGAGGGAGGGGUCUGUCGGCAUGGUGAUGCAAUCGGCACCUCUCUGUGGACAAUCGUUUCAACAAAAAAAAAGUUUGAAAAAAAAAAAGAAACCUAGAAUUCUGGUAAUUCUAAUGAAAACGCAAUGAUUUUAGCUGUCAAAGACUCCAUCCACCAUUGUUGCAUAGUGAAAUCAUGUAAGGCCAUCUGCUAUUAAUCCUUCUCUGGACAGGUGCCCUGGAGAAGCACAGGGCACCAACACAAUGAAAAGGGUCCAUUCCACCUGUUUUAUAAUGUACUACAGGGUAUAUGGUCAUAAGUACUUACUAUACAGAAAAAAAGUAAUGUUUAUAGAAUCUAUUUUAAAUAACAUGUAUGAUAUUAGUAGUUAGACCAUUCUUAAUUGUUGAAUUGAUAAGGCACUUUUAUUUACACCUUUCUUUAAUUUAAGACUUGUAUAUUUACCUAGUGAUGUGUUGCAUGUGCACAAGAAAUACAAGUUGAACCAUGGUCACAGAGGCUAGUCCCGGGAGCUGCAGAUGAUUCUGGUCUGGAAGUGUAAGGGCUUUCUGUUAGGACUGCUCGCUGGUUGGUGGACAAAAGAGGCAGAUGAGAAGGCAGGUUAGAGUCACUCUUAUCAGCUGUGUUACCCUGACAACACCUGUCAAAAUGUAGCUCUGACACUCCUUUAAGGGAGCAAGCACACACACACACACACACACACACACAAUAUUUCUGUUCUUUCUUGAUCAAGUCAAGGUGUUAUAUGGUGACAUAUGCAAUAUUUGUGACUAUGCUAUAAUUUUGGUUCUAAUUUAACUGUUGAAAACUUCACAUUUAAUGUAAAGAGCACAAGAAAGGACGAACAUUAUCACGGCCAGGUCUUACAAAAAGCUGGAAUAUCCCCGGGUUUAGAGCACACAUUUAGACUGUAAUCCAACUCUUCCAUCUAGUGGAAGGUAAAAGACACAGCAAGCUAAAAGCCUAACAAAGAAACAGGGUCUAAUCUAAAAGCACAUUUAUGAGCCUCUAUCAAAAUGUUUUUUUUUUUUGUAAUUGUUUUCUGUUAUUGUUUUUGAGUGACUUUAUCUGCCUUCUCAGCAACAGCCUCAGUCCAGCUACGCCACUACAGGGCACAGAAGGAACAGUGAAGGGGGGGCAGGGGGGAGUGAAUAUUCAAAGCCUUGUCUGGUAGUAAAGCUUCUAUUUUUGUAACACGUUUUGGUUUAUAAACUCAUGAAAGAGAAGGAGGGAGAGAAAAAGAUGUCAGGUAGCACUUAACUAUAUUCCCGCAAUAAUUAGACUAGCCGUUGUUUGUAUGAUUAGGGGAGAAACGUAAAAAUGGUAGGACAAGUGCUAUUUUCAGAAUGCUUUGUUGUUGUGUUUCUGUUUUGUUGAGUGUGUCUUUCUUGUCAGUGUGGUAGUAAAGUGGUUUUUGGACAAAAAAAAAGAAAAGAAGAAAAACCUCGUUGUGCCAAACAGUAGUCGUUGCUUCUGCUUUCCAGUCUACUCGUCUAUUAUGUAGAAUGGAUACCUAAGACAUUCCAGCAAUCUCAGUAGCGACUUGAAAUAUCUUUCAAAAAACAACACAAAAAAAAAGGAAAAAAAAAAAGAUAUCCCUUUAGAAACCCAACAAAGCAUGUUAAUACAUCUGUCACCGACCCCUAACAUAGAAUCUAGUUGUUUUGUCUUUUGUUUUCUGUUCGCACACGAUCAUUCCUCUGCCGUGCAAUUUGUACAAGGCGUUGCUGCCUUGUGCUGUCACCCCUCAGGGAAGAGUUUCUUUUGCGCUUUCUGUUUGAGAGGACAUUUGUUUGUUACUCAUUCGAUUUAAUUUAUGUUGUUUUUGUCAGGGAUGUUCCAUGAGAAAUGGUUGAGGUUUGAGUGUUUUUUUUUUGUAUUGACGUCCUUAUUGGGGACCUCCAGCCACUCAAAGGCCACUGCGGCCCUACGGUCAAGUUCAACAAAAUGUCAUUUCGAACAACACAAACCCCCAUCACAUUUUUAAAAAAAAAGCAGUUCUAUCAGCACACAGCAUAUUGUCACACACACACACAAAACAAACUGUUUUUGGUUUCAAAUGGUGUCAUCAGGGUCUUUAAAAAAUGAUAACCCUCUUUGUUAGAAAAAACCAAAUAUUCUUAUGCAAUACUAAAUCUGUUGUGUUCGGGUUGUAGUAGAUAUGCUGUACCUAAGUAAUAAUCUUUGUUAAGAUCCAAUGCUAUUUGGAUAUGCACAAGCCCAGUACGACUAGUAAACCUCAGUCUCCCAGCUAAACAAACCCAGUCUGGAACUCUGCUAGACAAUCCAGGUUGAGAGGCUCAGUUUGUGGCCCAGGCAAGAGCAAGCGAAGAGGAUGAGGUGUGUAUGCUCAGGGAGGUAACAGAUAGGCCGAAGAAGCAGCUCGCAGAGCACUCGAUCAGAUGAAUUAAUGAGGUCUUUAAAAAAAAUCUCUUCAAAGCACUCAUUUGAUACGAGGAGGUGGCAGAGCACACUGAACACACAGUGCAGCACUUACUGAUCAGGAAAAGGAAAAGAAGGAAGAGAUGGAGAUUUGGCUGAUUUUCUGUUAUUUAUUUGCAAAAAAAAAAAAAAACAAAGUUUGUGUUUGGAAACCUUUAAUUUGUUGUUUAAAUCAAACAAUUCAGUCUUUUCUCAAACAUGAUUAGCAAAGGUCUACUACCUACACGGUUCCUGUCUCAUGAAAUGAAAACGUUGUGUUCGAUAUAAAACAAGCAAUACGCCUUGUGUUUAAAAAUUACGGGUCUCUACGGUUCAUCCUUUUGAAUUGGCGUUCUUCAUUCAGCUGAUUCAACUUAUUCUCAGUCAAAAGCAUAAAAAGUAAUAAAGCCACACUGCUCUGUUUUUAAUCUUCUGGUAUGGUUGUAAUAUUUGGCAGGAUAGCAGAAAAUCGCUCCUCAAACAUGUGGAAACUUGUGUCAAAUUAUAAACUGCUCCUCCACACGGGCCUGUAAAGUGAUGUCCUUCUGUGUAUUAUCACUUCUUGAUAUCCCGAUUUAAGUAAGGGAUCGAUGCUAAGUGUGCGAUUCAAUCAGUGUAUAGUGUUCAGUCAAAUGUGCUGGUCCUUCUGUCUCUGCUCUGUUGUCUGUUUUGUAAAAAGCAAUAGUGUGUGUGUGAAUGUGUGUAUGUGUUUGUUCUCACAGUGUGUGAAUAAAAAUAAACCCCAGACAAGGCUUUAAUAAUUACAGAGGAACAGGGUUAUGUGGACGAGGAGUGGUCUUGAUUUUAUUUUGGACUUUAAAAAAAAAAAAAUUCAAAGGGUUUUUUUGGAAAAGCUGAGCUCAAUCCAUCCAAACAUGAUAGGUGUAGGUUUCAAAAAAAGCGUGACAUACUGCCUUCAACAAUUCACAGGUCUGCAGAAGGCUGUGGGGAAACAUUGACCGGCUCCACAGUGCAAUCACGCUUCACCGUCGGUUUCAGACAGCCGAAUCUUCAAAUGAAUGGUAAAUGAAUUCUGGACUGGAUUAAAUUGUGAAAAUGAAGUUAUUCUCGACCCUAAAUUGUGAAGAUCAGCGCUAUGUCACGCUUUAAGUUGUGCUGGAGUGUCGGGUGUGUUACCAAGAAUUCUAAGUCAGUCAUCACAUUUGGACAGAACUCAUCCUCCAAAGCACAGCUGAUAAGGAUUUAUGACUUACAAAUACGUUUUAAGAAUAUAGUUUAAAAAAAAGAAAAAAAGAAAAGAUGAAAAGCAACUUCUAGCCAUAAUCGAAUGUCAAGCAAUAAUAUAUGUCCGUGUAUUCUUUUCUUUUAUCGGAUUCUUUUGUGCAUAAUAGUCUCUGAACAUCUGCAUGUAAAUACACCUCUUAUUUAUCACCUUUUUUUUUCUUUUUUUUCUUUUGUUGUGUUGAUUCUUCCGUGGAUUGUUUUUACGUUUCAUCUGUAUAUUUGACCAGUUCUGUUCCCGGGUGGAGAACCAAGAACUCGAUGGCCUGUAUGAUGUAUAUCUUUUUCUCUCUCUCUCUCUCUCUCUCUCUUUCUCUCUCCCUCAUUCUCGGCUGUUUAUUCACCAUAUUUAAUGUUAUAAUUGAUCACGUGUAUAAAGGUAGCUUUGUAAUUUCUGUCUGUAUAGGUAAGAGGAAAAUACUGCUACUAAGGCCUACCCAGUGAAGAUAUUUAUCUGUUUAUCGAUUACACCUUAUUGUACGAUAACUCGGUUUCUAGUUUGCUUCCCUCUUUUAGGAUUAGUUUGGUAGAAAUAGGGUAUGCUGACAUUUAUUUUGUGUUGCCCUGAUGUGUGGUGCUAGGUAAGUUAAUUUUGUGAACAAAGUAUUGAUUCCUAAGCCUAGCCGCCCUAUUAGUUCAUUCAUUUCAUUGCAUAUUAAUGUAUUAUUGAUAUUAGGACUCAAUAAAUAAUAAUGAUAAUGAAAAUGAUAGUGGUAAAAAUGUACCCGGCCAGUACCUGUAUCAGUGUGCUCGUCUCGGGAUAAGGCACUUAUUUCCUUCUGACUUAUAGCAAAGCUAGUAUCUGCUAAUUAACAAACUAUUUAAGGUUGCUUUUUGGGGUUUUUGGAGAAAUGCUAAUAUUCAAACUGAAACAGCAGUAUUGUGUUUUUCUUUGUCUGAUUGUAUAAAAACCACUCACUGAGGCUAUAGUUUGUCAGGUUUUUAAGAUACUUAAGAUUUACCUCUUGUGUCUGCAUAGUUCUUCACCUGAUGCAGGAAAGUGGUGCUUUGAUUUGAUGAAACAGAGCCUCGCUAUAUGCUUUUGUUAACCCCCGCCCCCCCUCCCGUUUUAGACUAUCCUGAAAGUGGUUUCCUCAUAAACCUUUUUUUUUUUUUUUUUUUGCACCACAUGAAGUGUUACAAAUGUCUAUGACAGAAUUGCCAUUUGAGGACAAAGUUGACCUUUUCUCUCCACUCUGUAGCAAAUAUCAGUGAGAAUAUGCUUGCAAUAAUCUACAACGUAUCACACUGAGUGCCUCUCGGUGUAACAAGAUGCAUACAUGGUUCUGAUUGUCUUCUUCUUUUUUUUUUUCUUUGUGGUUUUUCCAGACGUGUUCUGAAGUGACAAUGUAUUUUGUACAUGAGGAGGAUAAAUUCUCACUCGCAGGCUUUUUUUCAGAUUCUUUCUUUUUAUGUGAUGUUGAUCAUUUUCACGUGGGUUAAUGCGUCAAUGUUUUUGAUGGUCCGUUUCCAGUGUACGUGUCACCCCUCACCUUAUUUGAUGAACAUUAACUGGGAAGAAGUUUAUUUCAUGUCCAAUUUUUGAGUCCAAUAAAUGUUUGCAGAUAAUAUGACAGAAAAAUACACCUGCACUUUUUUUGAUCAGGCAAAAACUUACAGGCAAUCCACAUUUCUGUUAAGUUUUUAUUUUCUUCUUAUUGCAUCAAAGAACAGAUUUAUUGACGCAUUGUAUAUCAAGUAUUUGUAUGUGUUUGUAAAAGAUGCAAACAACACAUCUGGAUUUCUUUGGUGUUCUGUGUUCAGUGUACGCUCAGUCAGUCGGGGUAACUUAACAUGAAGGGUGGGUGGAGCAGGGGUGGAUUCUUCUUUCUUUUUUUUUCAUGCAAAUGCCGUUCCAUUUAUGGGAAAAGCCCCUAAACUCUGUGUGGUUGUCACAAUUUCUAAGUCACACGUUUGCUACUGAUGUUAUAAUGGGGACAGAUGAUCAUGUACCUUUUUAUCCAGCUCUUUUGAACUCCUUUUAGCAGGUAGUCUAUUCACAAACGUAGUUUUGCUCCUUCUUGUCUGAUUCUUAAAUAUGAAAAUAAGUAUUUUGAUUCAUUUUGUAAAUACAGCUGUAAAGAAAAAUAAGAAAUUUAAUGUUGUCUUUUAAAUACUUUUCAUUCUAAUAUGAAUGUUGUUAUAUUGUACUUAGAAACUGUACCUUUAAUAUUACCUUUAUUAAAAGUGCAUUGGACACAUCGAUUUUAGAUGUGCUUUAUGUGCUGUUAUCCCAUAAUAAAAUUUACCGCUUGUAAUGGGCUUUUA
Molecule: messenger RNA, 8281 nt
Organism: Labrus bergylta (ballan wrasse)
Lineage: Eukaryota; Metazoa; Chordata; Actinopteri; Labriformes; Labridae
Gene: roraa
Product: RAR-related orphan receptor A, paralog a
Biological process (GO): regulation of transcription by RNA polymerase II
Cellular component (GO): nucleus
Molecular function (GO): RNA polymerase II cis-regulatory region sequence-specific DNA binding; zinc ion binding; nuclear receptor activity
Source: RefSeq, a predicted model, not a curated record